AUGGAGUUAACAGGUGGUCAAAUUUCCAAGGUAGAACAGCGUCCAAACGCGGUAUUCAUUAGAGGUGUUGGUCAACUUUCUACCUCAGAUAUAAAGCAUUAUCUUGACGCUCACCUCAAAGAAGGUUACACUUUUUCCACUAGACAUCUCUUCGAAGACUUUAAAUAUCGAAUUCAAUGGGUUAAUGACGAAAGCGUGGUUAUUAACUUUAUCUCAAGUGAGGGUGCCCUAAAAGCGUUAAGGUUACUUUCAACUCAAGAUCUACCCCUCCACGAGGAACGUUUGGCCCAACCUUAUCGACGCAAAUCCAAGGAUGAUGGUCGAGAUACUGACGAUGAUAAGGUAAUACUUCAUGUAAGACAGGCUCGUACCGAUGAUAAGAAAGAGCUCAAUGCAAAAGCAAAAUCCCGCUAUUAUUUACUCCAUGGUGAGCCUGAGUUCUCAUCUGGAGCAAGAAAAGGUAGAUACCGAGAAAGAGAUUCAGUGGUUUCGAAACCGAUACAAACAACUGAAGAUUUAAUAACAGGGGAACUAGUUACUGGAAGGGACCAGGAAGUACGGCGUAGCGAUGCCAAUAUGCUAUUUCAUAGGCUAGGUUCUAGUAAGGCAUUCAAGACAAGAAAUGAGGAGGAUCUAUUUCCUCAGUAUGCUAAUGGUCAGCAAAUCGUUUCAAAUGAUGAGGAGGAUCUUUUCCCUCAAUACCUUCGUGAUAGGUCUCCAAAGAGAUGA
This is a messenger RNA of Komagataella phaffii GS115, 729 nucleotides long. RefSeq lists its product as hypothetical. The transcript has a single exon. Gene Ontology annotation, cellular component: cytosol; nucleus. NCBI's taxonomy places the organism in Eukaryota, Fungi, Ascomycota, Pichiomycetes, Pichiales, Pichiaceae. Gene Ontology annotation, molecular function: mRNA binding; RNA 7-methylguanosine cap binding. Bases 1 to 729 code for a protein of 242 amino acids. The record is from RefSeq and is a predicted model, not a curated record.